Messenger RNA from Ictalurus punctatus (channel catfish), 3213 nucleotides. It is a transcript of the gene gdap2, whose product is annotated as ganglioside induced differentiation associated protein 2. The record is from RefSeq and is a predicted model, not a curated record. NCBI's taxonomy places the organism in Eukaryota, Metazoa, Chordata, Actinopteri, Siluriformes, Ictaluridae. The transcript is spliced from 15 exons. Bases 380 to 1858 code for a protein of 492 amino acids.
ACGUGUGGUCUUACUGAGAGUCAGCUGACCGCACGCGCUACAUAACGCAGAGCAAGUCACUAGAAAUUCUAGAUGUAAUGAGAUGUUAUUAACCGAGAAUCUCCUGAGGAAUAGUUUUACAAUGCUGGGAUUCUUGGAAUGUUAUAAAAAGCGCGUUCACCGUUAGAUUGAAUUUAUUGUUUAUUGUGUGUUUUGUGGGGAAAUUUGGGUUUAGCUUGGCGUAGAACACUGGGUCUAGACUGCUUCAUCAGGUAUAUACAGGUCUCCUGAUUGGCGCAACACUCGUCCUCUCGCAAUUUCAGCAAUACUCAAUCGACUCGCAGGAAAUACAUAUGCUGUGGUCUCUUCUGAGUUCACCGCUGGCCUGUAGAUCAGCAGCAUGGAUCCAUUAGGCGCGCGCUCUCAGAUCGUGUAUGUGGAGACGCUUCCCACCUGGGACCAGCCUGAAGAUGUGUGUGAUGGCAAGGAGGAAGCAGGUUCUCCUAAGAAGGAAGAGGUUGACGAUCUGACCGAUGUAAACUCUCCCGUUUCUCCAUUUCCAUUCAGAGAGGAUAUCAACAGGAAAAUUAUUCUAUUCAAAGGUGAUGUGGCACUUUUGAACUGCACUGCCAUUGUGAAUACGAGCAACGAGACCCUUACAGACAAGAACCCGAUCUCAGACAGCAUCCACAGACACGCAGGCCCUGAGCUCAGAGAUGAACUUUUCAAACUGAAAGGAUGUCGGACAGGGGAGGCAAAAAUGACCGAGGGCUUCAACUUGGCUGCACGAUUUGUUAUACAUACAGUUGGCCCCAAAUAUAAAGCCAAGUAUCGCACAGCUGCUGAGAGCUCCUUAUACAGCUGCUAUAGAAAUGUCCUGCAACUUGCCAAAGAGCAUGGCAUGGCCUCGGUGGGUCUCUGUGUGAUCAGUACUGCUAAGAGAGGAUACCCCACUGAAGAUGCUACUCACAUAACCUUCCGGACCGUGCGAAGGUUUCUGGAGACCCAUGGGGAAAGCUUAGAGGCGGUGGUGUUUGCAGUGUCAGAUGCUGAGGAGGCAGUGUAUAGGAAGUUACUGCCUCUUUAUUACCCACGCUCAAAGGAGGAGGAGAGACGCAGCCUGCCUCUACUGCCUGCCGACAUCGGGAACGCAGAGGGGGAGCCGGUGGUGCCCGAGAGGCAGAUCCGCAUAACCGAGAAGCCUGGCAUCCUGGAUGAUGGCUCCGAGGGUGAUUCUGAAGACUCGGACCUAGGACUGGUGGGUAAUCACGCUUUCGCUCGAAUGGAAGGAGACGUGGAUAAGCAGCGAAGGCUCAUUCUUCAGGGUCAGCUCUCCGAAGUGACCCAACAGAAGCAGCACCAGAGGAAUUAUAACCGCUGGCUGUGCAGAGCGCGAGCAGAGGACCUCUCGGACAUAGCUGCUCUAAAGGCCUUAUAUCAAACCGGUAUUGACAUGUAUGGCAGAACAGUAAUGGUGGUGGUAGGCAGAAACAUUCCAGUAACACUCAUCGAUAUGGAGAAGGCUUUGCUAUAUUUCAUCCAUGUGAUGGACCACAUCACAGUCAAGGAAUACGUGAUGGUGUAUUUCCACACGCUCACCGGUGAACAUAAUCACCUAGACACCGACUUCCUCAAAAGGCUCUAUGACAUUGUUGAUGUGAAGUUUAAAAAAAAUCUGAAGGCUUUCUACUUUGUUCAUCCCACGUUUCGUUCGAAGGUAUCCACGUGGUUCUUCACGAUGUUCGGUGUUCCUGGGAUGAAGGAGAAGGUCCAUCACAUAGACAACCUGCAGCAGCUCUUCACUUGCAUCCUACCGGAACAGAUCGACAUCCCUCCCUUUGUGCUGGAGUAUGACAGCAGGAUGAACGGCUCCUACUGAAUUUCCCGCUCAUCGAGCCUAUAAAAUAAACCCGGCAGGUGGUUUUGACUGGGCCUUUAUUGAAUGCCCAGCAUUUGGUUGAGCUCCCAGAAGGACAUGGUUUGCGGUUACAUGAACUCGGUAUGGGUAUGUCGGCAUGGAGAAGUCCGUCCCUUCCAUUACAGUGAUGCAUGUGAACCUGCUAAAGGAGACCGCCUCAAUGCCCUCCCUCCUUCCAGUCUAGAAGUUUGCUGCAGUCGCUGUGCUGAGGCUGUUUGCACUGGUAAUAUUUCACUGAUGACUGCAUGUGAUUGAACCGAAAAGCAGAAAGGUACCUUGUUAACUUAAGUGCCUUCAGAUGUCUAUUCACUUCUAGCAGUGUUAACCCCCCCCCCACCACCACCACCACCACCACCACCACCUUUCUACACUUAUGUUCGACGUCCAGAAGAAUGAUUUUCUGUCAUCAGCAACACUUCCUUAUUAUUCUUAUUUCACACAGUCGGGUUACUGCCUCGGUGAACUACCUACGCGAGCUGCUUUCUUUCUGAAUGUGAAUAGACAGGUUCCCUUGAUUGGACCGUGGCCAAAUGAUGUUUAAUUAAAAUCAUUAUUCUAUAAAUAUUUAAAUGAACUCAUUUUUAAGUUCUCUCUCUUGCACAGUAUUACCGAAUAAUGAUUUCACAUGUAGACAGUCGGGAUUUAUUUUUUAUUUUUUUUUGUAAUACCCUGUCCUACUUCAGCUUUUCUUUUCUUUUCUUUUCUUUGUUUUUUAAUCCACCCUUGUUUAAUUGAUUGCACUGUAUCUGAUUCCGUAGAACCUCCUUUUGUUUGCUUUGGAAUAUUGUUUUAUUACAUCUUUUAGUCUUUUAUAGGCCGUACAUGACACUAAAUGUAUAGGGGGGGGGGGUUAGAAACCUGCUUGCUCUAGGUACAAAUGAUAAUGGGAAAGGAAAAACUAGUGUGAUUUUGAGCAUGUGGGGUGAGUGAUUUUUUGAAAAAAAAAAAAAUUAAAUACAGAAAUAAACGCACUAAGUUUGUUAAAGGUGCUGAACGUUUCCGUGCCGCCCCGAAGCAGUGUAAAUGUAUCUGUAUUCGAGUUCAAAGUUGUUUUUUCCAAAUACACCGUGUAUUGUUAUCCUCAGUCUUGCUCUUUUGAUAUUUUUACUCUACACUGUAGAUUUCUGUAAGAGUUAUUAAUGUCUUGAAUGCGCAAUAUAGAGAGGAACCCAGCUGGUGUCCAAAACAUUUAUUUCUGUAAUUACUCUACACACUUGCUGUCCAAAUGUGAAGGUCAUUUUUGCGCUGUAUGGAAGCAUUUAGAAUAUACUUUUAGAUUAAUAUAAGGCAAAUAAAUAAAUAACCUUUUCCUCUCA